Diospyros lotus (date-plum) is the source of this 1262-nucleotide messenger RNA. RefSeq names its product putative GDP-L-fucose synthase 2. The coding region runs from base 94 to 1056 and encodes 320 amino acids. Lineage: Eukaryota; Viridiplantae; Streptophyta; Magnoliopsida; Ericales; Ebenaceae. The transcript is spliced from 2 exons. The record is from RefSeq and is a predicted model, not a curated record. Gene Ontology annotation, molecular function: GDP-L-fucose synthase activity. Gene Ontology annotation, biological process: nucleotide-sugar biosynthetic process.
GUUAAAUAGCAACUAGCAAGUGCCUUCCCUCUCCCCCCCUCUCUCUCUCUCUCCCUCUCUCUCUCACCGUUGUCUCCCCGCCGAUUGCUCAGGAUGGGAGGCCCUAACGCCGAUUCCAUCACAUUGGACAGAUCCGCCAAGAUUUUCGUCGCUGGCCACCGGGGCCUCGUCGGAUCCGCCAUCGUCCGGAAGCUCCACCAACUAGGCUUCACGAAUCUCCUACUCCGCUCCCACUCCGAACUCGACCUCACCUGCCAAUCUGCCGUCGACGCCUUCUUCGCCGCCGAGAAGCCGCAAUUCGUCGUCCUCGCCGCGGCCAAGGUCGGCGGCAUCCACGCAAACAACACGUACCCCGCCGACUUUAUUGCGAUUAACCUCCAGAUCCAGACCAACGUUAUCGACUCGGCCUAUCGCCACGGCGUCAAAAAGCUCCUCUUCUUGGGAUCCUCUUGCAUUUACCCCAAAUUCGCUCCCCAACCAAUCCCCGAAGACGCACUGUUGACCGGUCCCUUGGAGCCCACCAACGAGUGGUACGCUGUGGCCAAGAUCGCCGGCAUCAAAAUGUGCCAGGCGUAUCGGAUUCAGUAUAAUUGGGAUGCAAUUUCAGCAAUGCCGACGAAUUUAUACGGCCCAAAUGAUAACUUUCAUCCCGAGAAUUCACACGUUCUGCCGGCAUUGAUGAGGAGGUUUCAUGAGGCGAAGGUUUCCGGUGCAAAGGAGGUGGUGGUGUGGGGUACCGGAUCGCCAUUGCGUGAGUUCUUGCACGUCGAUGAUUUGGCUAGCGCAGUGGUGUAUUUGCUGGAGAAUUAUAGUGGAUUGGGGCAUGUGAAUGUGGGCAGUGGGAAGGAGGUGACAAUUAAGGAGCUUGCUGAGUUAGUGAAGGAGGUGGUUGGGUUUGAGGGGGAGCUUGUUUGGGAUAGUUCUAAGCCGGAUGGAACGCCGAGGAAGCUCAUGGACAGUUCCAAGCUGGCUGGCUUGGGUUGGAUACCGAAGAUAUCUCUUCGGGAUGGGCUUGCUGAUACCUAUAAAUGGUACGUGGAGAAUGUCAAGCAAUAAUGGAGGUGAUAUCACCGUCUAUGUAUUCUUAUGUGCUAUCAAAUUCCAUACUUUCUAGUCACCAUUAUUUUUAUUAAUGUGCAAUGUGGCGUAAGAUUAUAUCUAGACGUCAUUUUAAAAGUUGGUGUUGCCAUGUAUUGAUAAUUUAAAAGAGCAGUAUUACUUCGUUGUAUAUUUCCAAUGCGAGGAAUGUUGGUUAUUGGUUA